Messenger RNA from Lentinula edodes (shiitake mushroom), 1972 nucleotides. Its product is annotated as major facilitator superfamily domain-containing protein. The record is from RefSeq and is a predicted model, not a curated record. Gene Ontology annotation, biological process: transmembrane transport. Gene Ontology annotation, molecular function: transmembrane transporter activity. The transcript is spliced from 7 exons. Gene Ontology annotation, cellular component: membrane. The coding region runs from base 425 to 1897 and encodes 490 amino acids. NCBI's taxonomy places the organism in Eukaryota, Fungi, Basidiomycota, Agaricomycetes, Agaricales, Omphalotaceae.
UAUAGCUUGCGUGCCAAUGCCAGUCAAGACAAUUGACCUGCAAGCCUAAACUAUCUACCUAUCUAUUUGUGGCUACACAUACUGCUCGUACCUCCUUCCCAGGUUGAAUAUUACUCAGAUACAUAAUUGACGGAGACAUCAGAAAGAUUAAUUACUUGUACUUACUUACCUGAACUCAUAUUGGUGGUACCGUGGUACACUGAAUAUGUGCACAGCGGAGACGCGAGCUGGACGCGAGUAUUCCGCUGAUAUUCAGGGCCUUCGGAGAUGAAUCACAGAAUUGGAAGGUAGCAAUGACAUUUGACAUUCGUCUUGCUGGGCGUCCUCCUAAAAGAGCCACCAGGGUAAUUUGCCCAAGGAAGUCCCCACCUUCAAGUUGACCGAGCUCGUCUCUUGCUUGUUCAGCGAUCUUUGUGCGCGCGACAUGGUACAUUCACAACAAAGUUUCUCGGUAAAAGAAGACAACAACAUCGAAAAGGGCGCGAGGUCUUCGCUAGAAACUUCCAACGGCGCUGAUGUUGUUGCGGACUCUGCAAUAGCAGGCAGAGUCUGGCGGAAACUCGAUUACCAUCUUCUCCCAAUUAUGUCAAUGUUUUAUCUCCUGUCGUUCUUGGAUCGAACGAAUGUUGGAAAUGCGCGUGUGGCGGGACUACAAACAGAUCUUGGAAUGUCGAACAAACAAUAUUGUAUCGCGUUAACGGUCACAUAUGUCCCUUAUAUCGUGUCUGAGUUACCUUCGAAUCUCGUUCUCAAGGCUGUCGGGCCCCAUUUGAUGCUUCCAACGAUGUUGACUCUUUGGGGAAUCGUCACCACGCUGCAGGGAAUUGUCGAUUCUUAUUCAGGUUUUCUGGCCUGUCGGUUCUUCCUGGGUCUCCUGGAGGGUGGCGUCUUCCCUGGACUUGUACUUUACCUUUCAUACUUCUAUCCUCGAUACAAGAUGAACACGCGCGUUACCCUGUUCUUUUCAUCUGCCUCUCUCUCAGGAGCAUUCUCCGGAAUCCUAGCGUAUGGAAUUAUUCGGAUGGACGGAGUAGGAAAUCGACCCGGAUGGUCUUGGAUCUUCAUUCUCGAAGGCCUAUUCACAUUUCUGUUCGGUCUUUCGUCAUAUUUCAUCUUUCCUCGAUCCCUCGACAAAACCUGGUUUUUGAGUCCUGAAGAGAAGAAUUACGUGAAGGGAAAAUUACUGGAAGAUACCCACAAGGAGGAAGAGGUAUUUAGCUGGAAAGAGGUCCUCGAGGCACUGAAGCUUCCUCAAUUGUGGCUCCUUGGCAUGGCGUUUUUCUUUGCCGCGACUAUCCUGUUCGGCCUGGCUUACUUUUCUCCGUCGAUUAUUCAAGGCCUUGGGUACACUGCAGCUGAUGCACAGCUGAUGAGUGUGCCGCCUUACGCUGUCGCUUGUGUCGUUGCUUUGAUUUCAUCUUUCAUUUCCGACCGUUAUCGAUGCCGAGGGGUUGUAUGUAUUGUAUCCGUGCUUCUCUGUGCUAUCGGGUUCGCAAUGUUCCUCGGAUCUGAAUCAAAGCGAGUCCAGUAUGGUUCUCUAUUCUUCUCUGUCACCGGUGCCUACAUGGCUCCACCCACCCAAGCUACGUGGAAUGCAAACAAUGCCUCCCCUCAGACCCGGCGAGCAACAGUGAUCGCCAUGGGCUUCAUCAUGGGCAACUCUGGUGGCAUUCUCGCCACUUGGCUGCUUGGCUCGUUGAGCCCUGCGCCCAAGUACACCAAGGCAACAAUCACGCUCUUAAUAUUUAGUCUUCUUGCAGCGCUAUUUUGUGCGCUCAAUAUAUUGUAUCUGCGGAUAGCGAAUGCUAGGAAGGCAGAACGAAGGAAAACGAUGGAUAGGGAAGAAGAAGCGCCUGGGCUUGGGAAUCAUAGUGCUUGGUACAUAUAUAAUUUGUGAAAAAUGAAUGAUUUUUCUGACCGAGGGAUAUUGGAAUCGGUCUGUCCUUGGAAAUGAAAUUACAAGUUAGCGCAC